Microdochium trichocladiopsis is the source of this 1059-nucleotide messenger RNA. RefSeq lists its product as uncharacterized. The record is from RefSeq and is a predicted model, not a curated record. The transcript has a single exon. NCBI's taxonomy places the organism in Eukaryota, Fungi, Ascomycota, Sordariomycetes, Xylariales, Microdochiaceae. Bases 237 to 941 code for a protein of 234 amino acids.
GUUGGGCUUGUGAAAGAGAGCGCCGACAUACCUUUGAGCCGAAACACAUGGUGACGGUUGUGCUUUAGAGACUUGAGGUCUUUGCUUUUUCCGCGGGUGAAGUGGGCUGUCCCUAGGGGUAAUGAUGACUUGUGCCUGCUGGUUUUGGGCUUCUGUGUGCGUCGUCGAAGGCAAAGAGCACUGCCGUGGUCGAGCGAUGUGGACUGAUUUGUGACACUUAUGAGUGAAGUGUAAGGAUGAUGGAUGCUGUGUUGAGGGGAUGUCUUCUUUCGAUUGUUUCUGUAGAGGUGAGGUGGUCGAGGGUUUAUAUCUCUAUGUCCACGCGCCUGCCUGCCUGUCUGGUGUGUCUGCUUGCACAGCCAGCUCCAUCGCUGGCCCGCGUGACAGUCACAAGAGGCAAUGACGUGAAUCGCAGCUUCCGGAUCCGAUGCUGCGCCAGAGAUCGUGGGGCUCUGGCUGAGACUGGAUGCACGCUCUGCCUGUACUCAGCCAAGUGGCCCUGCCCAGAUCUCAGCGCACUCAUCUGCCAGGCGGAUGAGCCCGUGAGGGGUGCCUAUCAGCCGCAGUGUCGAGAGAUGCCUACUCGAAAACUGCCUGACGGCAGGACUCACGGGGGAAGGCCUGCCCCGGCCAAGCCUCCUCUAGCUCCGAUCAGACUGCGAACAAGCUUCUCUCCUAGGUCUAUGUCUCCCAUUUCUGGAGCUCGACAGAGAAGGGCUGAGCCGGGGCUCGGUCGCCGAUCCGGACAGGCUCCAAUUCAGCUGCGCCGUUGGACCUCCGGCUCCGCACGUCAUCAUCCGUGGCCCAAUCGGGCGACCGAGGCUCUUUGUUCCGGUCUAGAGCAAUUAGCGCUGGAACGGACGGGGGCAGUGACCACGGCUGCGGCGGCGCAGCACCGCCCUGCACGUGUCUGCCUAGCAUGUCACCCACCGAGCAGUUGACUCUGGGCUGAAGAAAGCUUCUAGAAGCAGGGGGCAGUGCACCAGGCCGGAUAGUACUCAGACCUUCCCAGCUAGAGCCUGCUGACCAUCUACACGUCCAGCCGCCCACGAACGUCAU